GUUGCAAAUGCAUCAAUGAGACUCGUUCGCCACUGUCUAUUUUUAGACGUUCUGAAUGAACUCUGUAGCAAUGGUUCUGCAUCCUUCGCAAGUCCCAAUAUACUUAAAACUUUCAGUAAAGUGCCAGACAACCAUACUUUCGAUGUUUCGGAGCAUGACAUGAUGGAAAUCUGCGCUUGCGUUUGACGAAAAGAACCGAAGAUAAUCGAGGCAAUCCGAAAAUUCGCAUAUCAAGAGUUUGGUUAUAUUUUACAUUAAAUAACAAUGUUAAAUUCUAAAUAAAUUGUUGAAUAAAUAAAAUCAAAUAACAAACUAAGCUUACAUAUUCAACUAUUUUCUUAAAUGAUUAUUGAAAAGAUUUGUUCAUUGUUAAAGAUAAUGUUCUACGCUCCUUAAUAAUUAUUUGUGGAAAUGUUAAAGCGUUUAAUAUCAAAAUUGUCAACAAAAUUGAAUUAAACUAUAUUUUUGAUAUUUCUCAUACAUAAUUGAUAUUAAAAUGAAUGGUCCAUUAAAAAAAGUUGAAUUACAGGCAGACGUCUACAUGACAUGCUUUCAGCAUGCAUUAUCAACAGAAAAUUUUGAAGUUAUGGGAUUACUUAUUGGUAAUCUCGAAGAUGGAAUUGCUAGAAUAUCAGCAGUUAUAAUACUUCGUCGUUUGGAUAAAAAAAAAGACAGGGUUGAAAUUUCAUCAGAACAGCUGUUAAAAGCUGCAGCUGAAGCUGAACGACUUGCUGCUGAACUGAAACGACCUAUGAGAGUUCUUGGGUGGUAUCAUUCUCAUCCUCAUAUCACUGUUUUUCCAUCACAUGUUGAUGUCAGAACACAAGAUGCUUAUCAAAUGAUGGAUCCUGGCUUUGUGGGACUUAUAUUUUCUGUCUUUUCGGAGUGUAAAGAAACAAAAGGUCAAGAAAGUGUUUUGAUUUGCUUCCAAUCUCGUAAUGGCGAUGUUAUAGAAAUUCCUUUGGAAAUCGUCAGGACUGAUAAGAUAGCAGAAACAUGUCUAUCUACGAUGAAGGAGCUUCCUAGAAUUCUUAUUCAAGAGGAAGAAGAAGUUGCAGAACCUUGUCAAAAUAAUUCCAAUAUUUUCGCAUACAUUCAUAAUCAUGCAGUGCGCACACGCGCGCUUGUUCAUAUAGGUGAUAUUAUUGUAAAACCGUUGAUAAAAAUAUUUGAGCAGCGACUAGAAACGGAUAAAAUUCGUAAAAGUUACUGGCAACAACAAAUAUUAGAAUUAAAAAAAGAACUGGCAGAGACAAAUCAGUAUAUUCUUCAAGCUGAAAAUCGAAGUGAUUAAAAAGGUAUUUUUUAUUAGAUAAUUAGAAAUCUAUUCUUACGGUUAAGAAAAAGAUUUUAUAUAAAAAUGAAAAGAAUAAAUGAUUAAUAUUGAAAUUAUUAUUGAGUUGAAAUAAAGAAACAAGAUGCGUUUUAAAGAGAGAAAAAAGUAUAUUAUAUUUAUGGUAUUAUCAGAAAGCAUUUUGUAGAGAUCCAAGAUUUUAUAGACUGUAACAAAGAUAUAUGUAAUUAUUUAUUGAACACGAAUUAAUAAAUAGUUAAUUGCAUAUAACCAA
This is a messenger RNA of Chelonus insularis, 1568 nucleotides long. Its product is annotated as lys-63-specific deubiquitinase BRCC36-like. The transcript is spliced from 6 exons. The coding region runs from base 497 to 1294 and encodes 265 amino acids. Lineage: Eukaryota; Metazoa; Arthropoda; Insecta; Hymenoptera; Braconidae. The record is from RefSeq and is a predicted model, not a curated record. Gene Ontology annotation, biological process: double-strand break repair; protein K63-linked deubiquitination. Gene Ontology annotation, molecular function: metallopeptidase activity; polyubiquitin modification-dependent protein binding; cysteine-type deubiquitinase activity. Gene Ontology annotation, cellular component: BRISC complex; BRCA1-A complex.